AUGGUAUCAAGUUUUCGUGUUUCUGAACUGCAAGUGUUGUUGGGGUUUGCUGGACAUAAUAAAAGUGGGCGGAAACAUGACCUCCUGAUGAGGGCACUGCACUUACUGAAGAGUGGCUGCAGCCCGGCAGUUCAGAUAAAAAUCGGAGAACUCUAUAGGCGUCGGUACCCAAGGACGAUUGAAGGACUUUCAGACUUAUCUGCUAUAAAACCUGCAGUUUUCAAUUUGGACAGUAGUUCUUCUGUUGAGCCUGACCUUGCUCUUGGUAGCAUUCACCCACUCCCUUCUACUUCAGUCACACCUCAGUCUCCUUCUUCAUCUGUCAGUUCUGUGCUCCUCCAAGACCCUAAGCCUCACUUUGAGAUGCAGCAGCCAUCUCCUCCAAUUCCACCCGUUCAUCCCAAUGUUCAACUGAAAAGCCUACCUUUUUAUGAUGUGCUUGAUGUGCUCAUAAAACCUACAAGUCUAGUACAGACCAGUAUUCAGAGGUUCCAAGAGAAGUUUUUUAUCUUUGCUUUAACACCUCAGCAGGUCAGAGAAAUCUGUAUUUCCAGGGACUUCUUGCCAGGGGGCAGGAGAGAUUACACAGUCCAAGUUCAGCUAAGGUUAUGCCUAGCAGAGACAAGCUGCCCUCAAGAAGAUAAUUACCCUAAUAGUUUGUGUAUUAAAGUAAAUGGGAAGCUAUUUCCAUUGCCGGGAUAUGCUCCACCGCCAAAAAAUGGACUUGAACAGAAGCGACAUGGACGCCCCUUGAAUAUAACAUCUCUAGUUAGGUUGUCGUCAGCAGUGCCAAACCAGAUUUCCAUUUCCUGGGCUUCUGAAAUUGGAAAGAAUUACUCCAUGUCUGUGUAUCUCGUUCGUCAGCUCACUUCAGCUAUGCUUUUGCAGAGGUUAAAAAUGAAAGGUAUUAGAAACCCCGAUCAUUCCAGAGCACUAAUUAAAGAAAAACUAACUGCAGAUCCUGAUAGUGAGAUUGCCACAACCAGCCUGCGGGUCUCUCUGAUGUGUCCUCUGGGAAAAAUGAGACUGACAAUCCCAUGCCGGGCUGUUACUUGCACACAUCUGCAGUGUUUUGAUGCUGCUCUUUAUCUUCAAAUGAAUGAAAAGAAGCCUACUUGGAUCUGCCCUGUCUGUGACAAAAAGGCAGCUUAUGAGAGCCUAAUAUUAGAUGGGCUUUUUAUGGAAAUCCUUAAUGAAUGUUCAGAUGUGGAUGAGAUCAAAUUCCAAGAAGAUGGCUCUUGGUGCCCCAUGAGGCCUAAGAAAGAAGCUGUGAAAGUCUCAAGUCCACAGUGCACCAAAAUAGAAAGUUCCAGUGUUGUUAGCAAACCUUGUUCUGUGAUGGUGGCCAAUGAGGUAAACAAGAAGAAAGUUGACGUUAUUGACUUGACAAUAGAAAGCUCUUUUGAUGAAGAGGAAGAUCCUCCUGCCAAAAGGAAGUGUAUAUUUAUGUCUGAAACACAAGGAAGCCCAACCAAAGGGGUUCUCAUGUAUCAGCCAUCUACUGUCAGAGUGUCCAGUGUGACAGCGGUUGAUGUUGCUGCUAUUCCUCCUUCAUUAACAGACUACCCAGUACCAUUCCAUCAUCCACCAAUAUCCAGUAUUUCAUCAGACUUGCCAGGUCUGGAUUUUCUUUCGCUAAUCCCAGUUGAUUCACAGCAGUACUGUCCUCCUAUCUUUUUGGAUAGUCUCACCUCAACCUUAACAAGCAGCACACCUGGCAGCAUCAUCACAUCAACCAGUCACCACGAGAGUCGCAUGUGCAUUAGCUCCUCCAGCAGGAGUGAGACAGGAGUGAUAACCAGCAGUGGAGGCGGUGCUCCUGACAUCAUCUCACUGGACUGA
This is a messenger RNA of Cuculus canorus (common cuckoo), 1842 nucleotides long. Its product is annotated as E3 SUMO-protein ligase PIAS2. Gene Ontology annotation, molecular function: zinc ion binding; transcription coregulator activity; SUMO ligase activity. Gene Ontology annotation, biological process: regulation of transcription by RNA polymerase II; protein sumoylation. The transcript is spliced from 13 exons. The record is from RefSeq and is a predicted model, not a curated record. The coding region runs from base 1 to 1842 and encodes 613 amino acids. Lineage: Eukaryota; Metazoa; Chordata; Aves; Cuculiformes; Cuculidae.